Messenger RNA from Necator americanus (New World hookworm), 459 nucleotides. RefSeq lists its product as uncharacterized. The transcript has a single exon. The record is from RefSeq and is a predicted model, not a curated record. The coding region runs from base 1 to 459 and encodes 152 amino acids. Lineage: Eukaryota; Metazoa; Nematoda; Chromadorea; Rhabditida; Ancylostomatidae.
AUGAAUAGAAGAACAACUGCUGCGGUUCAAACUCCAGCUGGAUGUUCUAUACCGUUCGAAGUGGAAACUGGAGUGAGCCAAGAGGCCGUGGUAAGACCCUUUCCGUUCAACGUUGCCGUCAGUGACAUAAUGCGAAGAACAGUUGAACAGUGUCACGCCGAUGUCAUUUUAGCACCGUCAAUACGUCCCUUAGUGGAGCUCAAGUACGCCCAUGAUGUAGCACUAUUCGCUUCUAGCAGCGCGAGGUCGCAACAUGUUGUUAACCUUGCAUCGAAAUUAGCUGCAGCCUACGGACUGCUACUCUGCCCUUAUAAACGCAACCAGAUGUGGAUCUUCAUGGUCUCCAUGGUCUCCAUCUUCAUGAGUUCUAUUAUUUGGGCUCUAUGCCGGAAAAAGAUGGCAACUCGAGAGAGAGAUAUUCAGCAAGGAUGCGCUAAGGCUAGUUCGCCAUUCAUCUAA